UGUGUGUGUGUGUGUGUGUUUAGUACUUGUGUCUGUGCACAAACAUCAGUCCUUCAACAAACGUUUGUGUCAGAAAAUCUUUCCAGAUUGUGAUUCUUUGUCUCUGGGGCCUCUGUGUGUGUUUUGUGUAGUUUUUUUCAUGUGACUUUUGUGUUCACGAAAUUACUAACAUGUGUUGUGACUAAGUCUUCAUCACUGUCAGGCAUUAUCUUCAUCACCUCUGACAUCAUCCUCCUCCUUUUCGGUCCCUCCGCCAACAAAAUGGCUCUUGGGAGCGAACAGCACUGCGCAUGCUCACCACACCUCUGAGGGGGCGGGCCGGACAGGUAUGUGCUGUGGAGCCGCGUGUGAUCGGACAGACUCUCAGACUGCAGCGCGCGGCAGACACGGCCGCUGUCCGCUCCCACAGGCCCCCUCCGGAAGGUGAAUCGUGUCCGGACGCCGGCCCCCACCCCCGGGCCAGAGGGGCAGCGACGCUUCCAGCUGCUCCAAGUAGGGAUUUACGCGCAGCGUUUACGCACAGGAGAACCUGCGAGUGAUGGGCGAACCGGGACAUUGAGCUGCCGGUACCGGGACCGCGUGCCUCCUCCGCUUCACCUCCUCCUCCUCCUCCAGCGCAGCAUGUUCUCGCCCGGCAGCAUCAAGAAGGGCUUCACCAUCGAGGCUCUGGUCGGGAAAGAUGCGGGCGGCCGGGGCGGCUCCGGGGACGAGCCCAUCCGGCCCACCGCGCUCCGGUUCCCGGACCCCCUGCACGCGGCCUCUGCGACGGGGGUGUUCGGCUCGUGCUUCCAGGGGGGCAGCGCGAGGACUUUGUAUCCGGGCGGGCAAGACGUGGUUCUCCAGGAUCCCGGGACCCACGCGCAGGGCCCCGGCGGGCUGCCGCUGCACGCGCUGCAGAUCCCGCAGAGGUUCUUCAGCGCGCAGCCGCGGGACGCGCUCAGCUUCUACCCGUGGGUUCUGCGCAGACACAUCCUGGACCCCCGCUUCCAAGCAGAGGACAGCAGCCCGGAGAACCUGCUGCUUCACGGACCGUUCUCCAGGAAACCCAAACGGAUCCGGACAGCAUUCUCGCCCUCGCAGCUGCUGCGGUUGGAGCGGGCCUUUGAGAAGAACCACUACGUGGUCGGAGCUGAGAGGAAGCAGCUGGCCAGUGGACUGUGCCUGACUGAGACACAGGUGAAGGUGUGGUUUCAGAACCGCAGGACGAAGCACAAGCGUCAGAAGUUGGAGGAGGAGUCUCCUGAGGCGCAGCAGAAGAGGAAGGGCAGCCAACACGUGAGCCGCUGGCGAGCAGCCACACAGCAAGCCGCCGGCGAGGACGUGGACGUCAUCAGCGACGACUAGAGUCUGCGCAGACACGCUCUCUGCAGCUUGAGAUCAGAGAACCAUCAGGUCUGAACUGGCAGAACCGGGUCCAGAACAUUGAACAGAAACAGGACUUCCUCCAUUUCUCAAUCUGUAGACCAAAAAGCACCGUGUGGAACGCUCCUGCAGACUUCCUGGAGUCGGACUCACGGCUGACAUCCUCAGAAACCAUCUCAACGUUCCUCACAGCUCAUUUUCCUCCAGUUUUCCAAUGAGAACAUAUUUAUUUUCUGUAGAACCAACAACAAAUCCCACCGUUUCUGUUUCUUUUCUACCUGAAGUUUACCUGGACACCUCCAGAGGAUAAAGAUGACUCUGAGCUUCGGUCAAAUCUGACCCGCUGUUUUCUUCUGGACAGAACCUGGACACUCCUACAUGGAGAUCAGGACCUCGUCUCUCCCGAUCUCCUCUUUGACCUGAAGACGUUUGCUAAGAACCAGCAGGGCUGAACUUCUCGCUUCAUUGUGAAAAUAUUUAUGAAGAGGUGACAAGAACUGUUUCAUCUCAUUCUGACCAAGACUGAAAGAAAACAGGAGGAAGAUAAGCGUCUGGUCCUCCUCAUCCUCUGAGGAUCAUCUCUGAAGGAGCUCCUGCAGCUCCUCACUGCACCUCCUUUUCCCAUCAUGCAUCUCCAAACUCCUUCAUGGUUCCUGCUUCCUUAGCCCUUGUGCUAUCCUAGGCACUUUGACAUUGGGAGUUGGGUCAUCUAGACCCACUAGACAGUGCUCUGAACCUUUUUUCUUCAAUGAUUUGUGAUCUUCACUGGUGUCCAUGGAUUACAUGAAAUCUUUCCACCUUUAUCCACCUUUGUCAUGGUAGGGAGAACACGCCAAUGGAAGGGGGGGUCAUCUGGACCCCAUAGGAUAGCACAAGGGUUAGAUUCAGGCUGUGGCUGUUUGGUUCUCCUCCAAACAUAGGGAGGCUUACAGCACCUCCUCCCUUUGGUUCUCCUCUGACACUCCUUUUGUAAGAAAUAAAAGCUGAGGUAAAACGUCCGAAAGCAGCUGGUCUCAAAUAAGUUUGAUAGUUUUUGGUUUUUCUUGAAUCUUUUGGAUGAAAUGUAGGUAUUUAUGUAAAAACAACUGAAUUUGACAAAAGUAUUCUAUGCAUCUGCUGUGUAUAUAUUGAUAACAUGAAUAAUGACGUGUGGACUGUUUGUUUUUUCUGCAUCAGUUUGUUUUUUCCUCUCAGACAGAUUUACCUCACCUUCUUCUUAUGUAGCACUUCUUAGAUCUAUUUUUUCAUUUUUUCAGGAUGAAAUGCACUAAAUGUUUGUUUGUACUUCUUAUGUUCAAUCUUAGGAAAACGUCCAAAUAAAAGUUUCAUCAGUUGAAAAUCUGCAGAGGUUUUUUUUUAACUCUAUCUUCUGUAAUGCAACCCUUGUGCUAUCCUAGGCACUUUACCAUUGGGAGUGGGGUCAUCUAGACCCACUAGA
This is a messenger RNA of Oryzias latipes (Japanese medaka), 2800 nucleotides long. It is a transcript of the gene emx3, whose product is annotated as empty spiracles homeobox 3. Gene Ontology annotation, cellular component: nucleus. The record is from RefSeq and is a predicted model, not a curated record. Gene Ontology annotation, molecular function: DNA-binding transcription factor activity, RNA polymerase II-specific; RNA polymerase II cis-regulatory region sequence-specific DNA binding. Gene Ontology annotation, biological process: neuron differentiation; brain development; central nervous system development. NCBI's taxonomy places the organism in Eukaryota, Metazoa, Chordata, Actinopteri, Beloniformes, Adrianichthyidae.